Messenger RNA from Rhodotorula toruloides NP11, 564 nucleotides. Its product is annotated as type 1 phosphatases regulator Ypi-1. The record is from RefSeq and is a predicted model, not a curated record. Gene Ontology annotation, molecular function: protein phosphatase 1 binding; protein serine/threonine phosphatase inhibitor activity. NCBI's taxonomy places the organism in Eukaryota, Fungi, Basidiomycota, Microbotryomycetes, Sporidiobolales, Sporidiobolaceae. The coding region runs from base 1 to 564 and encodes 187 amino acids. Gene Ontology annotation, cellular component: nucleus. The transcript has 3 exons.
AUGGCGACCGCUUUCCGACCGCAAGGCCCUACGCCGGCUUCCCACGGCUCGCGCACCCUCACUAUCACCCCUACUCCGGCUCCGCCGUCCGCAGGAGGCGACGAUGCUUCCUCCGCGACGCCAUCAGGUUCCGGCUCGGCUGAAGGAGGCUCGGGAGAAGCCGGUGUGUUGAGGUUGCGGGGACGGGCGAUGCCAGGUCAGCGGGUACAGUGGACGGAGGAGACGGUCGAUAACGAGGGACUCAACCGGAAGAAGAGCAAGAUCUGCUGCAUCUACCACAAGCCCAAGGCGUUCGACGAGUCUUCGGACGAAUCAAGCGGCGACGACUCGGACUCUUCGGCUGGCUCGCAGGACAGCCGCGAUGGGCGCGCAGCAGCAAGACGAGCACGGCGCCACGAACAUCGUCAUCAUCACGAGCACGGCGAACACUGCUCUCACGGAGGUCAAGGCAGCGGCCAAGCCAACGGAGGAGAAUCGAGCCAGAUUGAAGUCGAGGACCGACCCGAGCCUAACGCAUACGAGCGCUCAGGCGGAGGCGGGAAGGGCAAAGGCAAAGCACCUUGA